This is a messenger RNA of Pungitius pungitius (ninespine stickleback), 2135 nucleotides long. Its product is annotated as parathyroid hormone-like. Gene Ontology annotation, molecular function: hormone activity. The coding region runs from base 1385 to 1765 and encodes 126 amino acids. Lineage: Eukaryota; Metazoa; Chordata; Actinopteri; Perciformes; Gasterosteidae. The record is from RefSeq and is a predicted model, not a curated record. Gene Ontology annotation, cellular component: extracellular region. The transcript is spliced from 2 exons. Gene Ontology annotation, biological process: intracellular calcium ion homeostasis.
GUUGACCCUGGUGCCUGGGGUGAGGGACAGUAAAGAAAAAGGGGGGCGCAAAUAAUUCAAAUGUUAAUACUGUAAGGAUUUGUUCAUGUAUAUAUAUGUUUUUUUAGAACACAUGGGUAAACAAUGCUGUGGGACAUGGAUGAGGUCCACGGAGGCUGCUGUUUGAAACAUUUACAGUACAACUUGAAUAUUGGCAGAAACCAUUUUUACUACCCCGGAGUACUGUGAAAGACAAGCUCAUGAAGUGCUAUAAUUACAAAAUACUCAAGUAAAGUACAAGUACUCAACAGUGAAGUACUCCUUAGCACUAUACCAGUGUUGUACUUGCAAAUGUGCUGUGCUGCUGUCUCGUUGACACCAUUUCACAGUAAGUAAACAGUGACAAAAACAUAAAAAACGCUAUAUUUUGAUUUAAAGAUUCAACAUCUUGUUAACAAAUUAUUUAAAUUUUAAAAUGUUAAACUGUUUAAAUGUUAUUGGCUCCAGAAAUAAUCCUCUAUGACGUAGACUGAUGUUGAGAUGCCACCAUGGAUGCGAGGAGUGCAGAUCCUUCCGAUGGUCAGAAAUUCCCAAGUUGACAUGCAUGGAUGCACACAUUUCAUGAGCGAGCCAAUGACGACAAUGGCAUCACCCGCUGACACACCUCCUGCACUCCCACUCACUCUUUGAUUCAGCAUGUUUUGUCUGACGUCAGGUCAGUGUAAAAGCUCUUUUUUGGGAAGCAAACUCAUUAAAACAAUGUUAAUUCUUGAGUGCAGUGGGUAUGUAACCAGGGAGACUCCCAAGUGGUCAAUGAGAGUCAUAAAUUCAUCCAAAUGCUGGGCCUAUUGUUGUGAGACAGGCAGGGAGAAAAAGGUCACAUUGAAUGUGUACUAAUAGAUCUGGCCACUUUAGAGGGAAAAAAACAGAGGCAUGCAACCUGAACCUGAUUUAUAAACUGAUUUGAAUAAACAAUAAAGUGAUGAGAUCAAAAUAACUCCAUGAUGUAUGACUUGUAAAUGCUUGGACAUGGUGUACGUGUGUGUUUGUGCAUCAGGGUGUGCAGGCUCAACAUGCGAAGCAUUUGGUCUGGUCUGGUAUGACCGUAACAGAGGAGGUGCUGCCAUUCUGACCCCCCACCCCAACCCCCCCCCUUGGAGGUAUGACAUCAACAGUAAUAAUGAGGGCACCCCAUCAAUGGCUGGCCUGGGGGCUAUAUAAGCAUGUUGAGUCCAGUGCUUCUAACUAACAGGAGCUCACCCCCAAACAGACCACUUAACAUUGGAAGCCCGUGCAGGUAUGUUCAGCUUUGCACCAACUUAUUCCUUCAUGUUCAUGAUAUUCGUAAGUGUUCAAGCUAUAUGAGUUUCAAAACCAACCAACCAAUUUACAUUUGACAAAAAACAUGACUUUGACAAAUGCUUUUCUUUAUCAGAUGAAGGUCAACAUGCGCAGUCUGGACUAUAGAAACGUGCUCAUUUCGCUCUGCAUCGUGCACCUCUUCGCACUCACUGAGGGGCGCCCCAUAAGGAAGAGGGCUGUGAGCGAGGUGCAACUCAUGCACGACCUCGGGGAGCUCAAGCAGGUGCAGGAGCGUCGCCAGUGGCUCCAGAGGAGGCUCCAGGGGGCCCACGCCGGCCUGAUAUGGGGUGGCGCAGGGGAGGCGGGCCAAGCCAGGAGGAGAGAGCGGCCCGAGGAGCUGCCGGACCUGAGCAACAUGACACCGGAGGAGAUCCAGCUCGCUUUGAACUUACUGGAAAAGCUCCUCAAGUCAAAGCCGUCCUGAUUUUGGUUGAUUGGAUUUCAUUUCCGAUGUUUGCAGCCACAUUGCAGUGUCUUUUGACAGAAUUUUCAGCAACAUUCAAUUUUUUUCUAUUCAACGUUAAUUAUUUGUUGUUCAUAACUAGUUGUCCUUGUCCUUGUCCGUGUUUUAUUGGGAUUUAUUUUUUAUUGUAUUUAUUUGACAUGAUCUAUAUUAUUACUUACUUUCCUUUUAUUUAUUAAAUUGAUAUUUAUGGAUUUGACGAAGGGAAACUUGUCUGGGCAAACUUCCCCAUUGUGUUGAUGCACUUUUAUUUAACAGGUUGGACCAACAAUGUAUUGUAUAUUUUUAUUUUUGUAGGCAUGUUUAACAUGAAAAUAUAAAAAACGAAUGA